Messenger RNA from Talaromyces marneffei, 819 nucleotides. RefSeq lists its product as uncharacterized. NCBI's taxonomy places the organism in Eukaryota, Fungi, Ascomycota, Eurotiomycetes, Eurotiales, Trichocomaceae. Bases 1 to 819 code for a protein of 272 amino acids. The record is from RefSeq and is a predicted model, not a curated record. The transcript has a single exon.
AUGGCCCCCUCUCUUCUCUCUGUUACCACAUCCUUUCGACCAGAUCAACCCAAAAAGAAGAUGAGCAUCACUCAGACUUACUACCUGGCCCACACCGCCCGCAGCAAGCUCUCCAAGGAGGCUGCCCGAUCCGAUCAUGACUUGCGUCUUCUUGUUGGCCACGCCAACUUGCUUGACUCGUUGAUGCUCGACUUGGCCAAUGCCGAACGCGAACAGGAACAAUGGUUCAACAACACCGUUCGCAAUGCCACAAAGAAGGCCCAGCCUUCUCACAUUCGAUGGGCAGACACCAUCGAGGAGGAGUCCAUGGAGGACUACUCCGAGGAAGAAGAUGACUCCGAUUUGAGUGACGAUGAUUACUCGGAUUAUGAUGAGGAGGGAGACGAGGAGAAGUUUGAGGAUCUUACUGCCCGUUACACUGCUGCUGCGGUAGCAAAGCCAUUUCACCGAGCCCCUUCUCCACCUGCCCUUAUCUCGUUGGACGAGUUGUCUUCCGAUGAGGAAGACGAGGAAGAAGAAGAAGAAGAAGAAGAGGAGGAGGAAGAGGAAGUCGCUCGCCUCACAUUAACCCGCUCUCCUUCCCGACAACACUCUCCUCCCGCCCAAUCGCCGCCCGAAUUACUCGACGACCUCUCGUCGGACGAGGAAGAUUCUAUGCCACCAUCACCUGAACAACUCACCAUGGACGCCUUUACCUCCUCCACACAAAAACACCCCGCCAAGCGGGACAACACUCUGCUCACAGAUACAGAGUCGCAAUCAAUGUUUGCAGAACAUGGAUUCAUUCAUCACCAAGGCACAAUGAUUCCCGCCUACUGA